CGACCAUGAGAAGAUGAAACAAUCAACGUUGGAUAAACAUAAUCCAACUAAGCAGAAAUUGAAGGAGAUUGCUUGGGAUAAAUUUGCCGAGUGGGGAUAUGAGGUUGGGUUAGCUUUUAAUGCCGUUAGAACACCAAGCUUUCAGGCCUUUAUUCAUGCAGUUGGAGAUUACGGAAGAGGUAUGCCAGCACCCAGCUAUCAUCAAUACCGCCAUACUCUGUUAAACAAGCAGCUUGUCAAAACAAAAGAAUUUGUUGAAUCAUUCAGAGCACACUGGAAGACAUAUGGAUGCUCUAUUAUGUCAGAUUUUUGGACAGAUGGUAAAGGAAGGGCAUUGA
This is a messenger RNA of Cuscuta europaea, 338 nucleotides long. Lineage: Eukaryota; Viridiplantae; Streptophyta; Magnoliopsida; Solanales; Convolvulaceae. The record is from the annotation of a GenBank genome assembly.